CAAUCAAUUUUAAACAGAUCAUAGUGCGCACACGACAGCACUAAUCUCUGUGUCUUCUCUUGUUACAUAAUUUCAUCACUGUUGAUUUUCUCCUUCCUUCUAGCUUGUGAUCACAAAUUGAGGGGAAAAAAUGUGGAACAAGAUGAAUUUUCAAGAUGAAGCAGCACAGUUGAUCAACUCAGAUUUCAGAGACUUGGGUGAAGCUGCUCAUAAACUCGCUGAUCAUAUUCUUAAACUCGGUGGUUUGGGAUUUGGAGCAUCUUUCUUCGGAUUCUUUGCUGCUGUUGCUGCUAUUUACUUGUUGGUUUUGGAUCGCACAAACUGGAAGACUAACAUUCUCACAUCACUACUCAUUCCAUACAUUUUCUUCAGUUUACCGCAACUAGUUUUCGGUAUCGUCAGGGGAGAGAUUGGAAAAUGGAUUGCUUUAGUUACUGUUGUGUUGAGGCUUUUUAUCCCAAAACAUUACUCUGAAUGGAUGGAUUUACCUGGUGCUUUGGUGCUUCUGAUUGUUGUAGCUCCAAAUGUAAUUGCAACCACCUUUAGAGAAAACAUUGUGGGAGUGAUUGUGUGUCUUGUCAUUGCAUGUUAUUUACUACAGGAACAUAUUCGUGCAUCUGGCGGUUUCAGAAACUCCUUCACUAGAGCAAAUGGCGUGUCGAAUUCUGUUGGCAUAAUACUUCUGUUGGUUUACCCCAUCUGGGCGCUUAUCGUUAUCAUUUUUUAGGUACUGCAUUUGAAUUUGACUGUUAAGUGUUGUGAGUGAAUUAAGCCAGUUGUGUUGUGUAAUCAUUCAUUUGUUGGAUGUUGAUGUCAAAUACUGUCAUUGUUUGAUGUAAUGUAUCACCUUUGUUGUUUCGUUUGCAUGUUUAACAUAUGAAAUCAAGUCUCUUUCGACA
This is a messenger RNA of Vicia villosa (hairy vetch), 899 nucleotides long. RefSeq names its product cold-regulated 413 plasma membrane protein 1-like. The record is from RefSeq and is a predicted model, not a curated record. Gene Ontology annotation, cellular component: membrane. The transcript has 4 exons. The coding region runs from base 131 to 727 and encodes 198 amino acids. NCBI's taxonomy places the organism in Eukaryota, Viridiplantae, Streptophyta, Magnoliopsida, Fabales, Fabaceae.